AUGCUUGUCUUGAAUGACUUGGUGUAUGCAGAUGAGCUGGAGGAAGAUGAGGAAGAAUCUGACAUGGAACUGGAGCGACAAAAUAUUGAAGAGCUUUAUGACUUUGUAAGGCACACCCAUCAGCAGGAUAUCCAGUUACUGAGACAGGAUGUGCAACACCUUGCAUUAAUUCCUAUUCUGAGGCCGUACCAAAGUGAAGCUGUGAACUGGAUGCUUCAUCGAGAGAACCUCACAAGCACUUCAAGCAGUGAAAAUGCACUGCAUUUCUUAUGGCGGGAGGUCACCACUCUGAAUGGACUAAAAAUCUACUAUAAUCCUUUUACUGGCUGUAUUAUCCGUGAAUAUCCAAUUGCUGGACCCCAGUGGCCUGGAGGUAUUUUGGCAGAUGAGAUGGGUCUUGGAAAAACGGUAGAAGUGUUGGCUCUUAUUCUGAAUCAUACCCGACCAGACAUUAAACAAGAUGAUCUGACAUUGCCUGAGGGUAAGCUCGUGAACUUCUUUGUUCCACCUCAACCUUUAGAAGGAAAUAAAAAGAAGAAAACUAAGGAAAUGGAGCUUAAAUUGAAGGAAAAAAUACAAUAUCCCAGCUUACGAGUGAUGAUAUUAGCAGCUGUGAAGGAAAUGAAUGUGAAGAAAGGAGCAUCCAUUAUUGCAAUAUUUAAGUACAUCAGUGCUAUGUAUAGGUAUGACAUACAGAGAAAUAGGCGGCUUCUCAAAAGAACUCUAGAAAAACUAAUUGCAGAAAAAGUAGUAGAACAAGUCAAAGGACAUGGUCUGUCUGGGUCUUUCAAGCUGGGGAAGAAUUACAAGGAACAGAAGAGGCGAGAGAGAACCAAAGAGCAGAUAGCAAGGACUUCAGAAAGCAUUCAAAAGAAGCAGCUGAUGGAUGCUAAAACUCAAACCAAAGAAUCAAGAAGUAGUGAUGUCACUUCUGAAAGUGUCCUUAAAACUCCUUUACGGGCGGAUAUCACCAUGGAAGAGCAUGAUUAUUGUACAACCAGCAAAAAUAACAGGAAAUCUGAAGAUCAUGAGAACUCUGUCAAAGAGAAUAAUCAGGAAGCCAUGAUCCCAAAGUCUCCUGAUUUGCAUGGCAGCCUCCAUGUCUCCAGUGAUGUGAGCAGUCAUCCUGACUUUGAUGUUUCUAAAUCUACAGCUGAUGUCCAGCAGGAAGUCCUGAAGGAUGAGCCCUCACAGUCCCAAGAACGUACUGGCAGUAGCUUACAACAUACCAGUUCUGUAUUUCCAUUUAAUACCUCUGAAUAUCGUUUUGAGUGCAUCUGUGGUGAGCUUGGGUUGGCUGACUAUAAAGCUCGUGUGCAGUGCCUGAAAUGUUACUUAUGGCAGCAUGCAGAAUGUGUAAACUACAAAGAGGAAAACCUGAAGAUCAAGCCCUUUUACUGUCCCCAUUGUCUUGUGGCAAUGAAACCAGUUUCCACAGGAGCAACUCUGAUAAUUUCUCCAAGUUCUAUUUGUCAUCAGUGGGUAGAUGAGAUCAACAGGCAUGUAAGAUCAUCUUCUCUUCGAGUUCUGGUGUAUCAAGGUGUGAAGAAGCAUGGCUUUUUGCAGCCACACAUGCUGGCAGAGCAGGAGGUGGUUAUCACCACGUAUGAUGUCCUCCGCACUGAACUGAACUAUGUAGAUAUACCCCACAGUAACAGCAAAGAUGGGCGCCGUUUCAGGAACCAGAAGCGAUACAUGGCUAUUCCAAGCCCCUUAGUAGCAGUGGAGUGGUGGAGGAUCUGCCUUGAUGAAGCACAAAUGGUUGAAUGCACUACUGCAAAGGCUGCUGAAAUGGCACUGCGUUUAAGUGGAAUCAAUCGCUGGUGUGUCAGUGGCACUCCUGUGCAGCGAGGAUUAGAAGAUCUGUAUGGAUUAGUCCUUUUUCUUGGAGUUGAUCCUUACUGGGUCAAACAUUGGUGGGACCAACUUUUAUAUCAACCUUACUGUAGGAAAAAUCCCCGGCCCCUCUACAGUCUCAUUGCCAAAAUAAUGUGGAGAUCAGCAAAGAAGGAUGUGCUUGACCAAAUUCAAAUUCCCCCUCAGACAGAAAAUGUCCACUGGCUUCACUUCUCUCCUGUGGAGAGACACUUCUAUCAUCGCCAGCAUGAGGUGUGCUGCCAGGAUGCGUUGGCAAAACUCAGGAAGAUUUCAGACUGGACUCUGAAGCUUAGUAGUUUAGAUAGAAGGACUGUGACUUCUAUUCUGUAUCCUUUGCUGCGGCUGAGGCAGGCCUGCUGUCAUCCACAAGCUGUUCGGGGAGAGUUCUUGCCAUUACAGAAAAGCACCAUGACCAUGGAGGAACUCCUAACAUCUCUGCAGAAGAAAUGUCGAACAGAGUGUGAGGAAGCUCACCGACAGUUGGUGUGUGCUCUUAAUGGCUUAGCUGGUAUUCAUAUCAUUAAAGGAGAAUAUGCAUUGGCUGCAGAACUGUACAGAGAAGUGUUAAGAUCAUCUGAAGAGCACAAAGAAAAGCUCAAAACAGAUUCCUUGCAAAGACUUCAUUCUACACACAAUUUGGUGGAAUUGUUGGCAAAGCACCCAGGAAUUCCCCCAACUUUGCGUGAUAGCCGACUUGCAGAAGAGGCAGAACAACUUCGACAGCAUUAUAUGAGUAAAUCCAAUGCAGAAGUUGCAGAAGCCCAUCAGGCCUUACAGCCAGUUCUUCAGACCAUUCGGGAGCUCCAGAGAAAGAUACAUUCAGGUUCUCCUUGGUGGUUGGAUGUCAUCCAGACAGCAAUACAGUAUGCCAUCGAUGAGGAGCUUGUUCAACGUGUGCAAAACGAAAUAACCUGCAACUACAAACAGCAGAUUAAUAAACUCUCCAUGGCAGAGAAAUUCCGUGACUGCAGAGGGCUUCAAUACCUGCUCACAACCCAGCUGGAUGAAGUGAAGAAGUUCCAGAAGACUGUGAGAGAAGCAGUGAAAAACUUAGAAGGCCCUCCCUCUAAGCAGGUUAUUGAGGCUGCCACUAUCUGCCAUUUGCGACCUGUUAGACUUCCACUCAACAACUGUGUCUUUUGUAAGGCUGAUGAGUUGUUCACAGAAUACGAGUCAAAGCUCUUUUCUCAUACCGUUAAAGGCCAAAUGGCAAUAUUUGAGGAGAUGAUAGAAGAUGAAGAAGGGCUUGUUGAUGAUCGUUUGCCCACCACAAGUAGAGGACUCUGGGCAACCAGUGAAACUGAACGUGCCUUGAAAGCUAUUCUCUCCUUUGCCAAAGCUCACCGUAUGGAUGUUAAGCUCACUGAAGAAGGCAGCGCAUUUCUGGAACUCUAUGAAGCGUGGAAAAAGGAAUAUAAGUUACUUCAUGAAUAUUGGAUGGUACUGAGGGAUCACGUGUCAGCUAUUGAUGAACUGGCAAUGGCUACAGAACGGCUGAGAGUGCGUCAUCCUGAUGAGCCAAAGCCAAAUCCACCGGUUCUCUACAUCAUUGAACCGCAUGAGGUAGAACAGAAUCGAGUGAAACUUUUGAAUGACAAAGCAGUUGCCAAAUCACAGCUUCAGAAGAAAUUAGGACAACUUCUGUAUCUCACUAACCUGGAGAAAUCUCAGGAUAAAACUACUGGUGGUGUUAACCCGGAACCAUGUCCAAUCUGUGCGCGUCAACUGGGAAAACAGUGGGCAGUGCUGACGUGUGGACAUUGCUUUUGUAAUGAGUGUAUAGCUAUCAUCAUAGAACAGUACAGUGUUGGCACUCGCCGGAGCUCGAUUAAAUGUGCCAUUUGCAGGCAGACGACAUCUCAUAAAGAAAUAUCGUACGUCUUCACUGCAGAAACUGCAAAUCAGGAGGAUGAUAUCCCUGUAAAG
This is a messenger RNA of Mesitornis unicolor (brown roatelo), 3804 nucleotides long. It is a transcript of the gene SHPRH, whose product is annotated as SNF2 histone linker PHD RING helicase, E3 ubiquitin protein ligase. Gene Ontology annotation, molecular function: ATP-dependent chromatin remodeler activity; ubiquitin protein ligase activity; ATP binding. Gene Ontology annotation, cellular component: nucleus; nucleosome. The transcript has 22 exons. Gene Ontology annotation, biological process: nucleosome assembly; DNA damage response; protein polyubiquitination. The record is from RefSeq and is a predicted model, not a curated record. Lineage: Eukaryota; Metazoa; Chordata; Aves; Mesitornithiformes; Mesitornithidae. The annotation marks the transcript as partial.